AUGGCGAUGGACUUCUCUAACGCCGCCCUCCCCGCGCACUACGGCCUACACUUCACCCCAACCUUCCACUCCAAAAUCCCACCCAACAUCGACCCCACCUCUACCACGCUCCCUAACCCCUUCAUCGUCGUAGUCACAGGCGCAGGCAAGGGUUUAGGCUACCACAUCAGCCUCGCAUACGCCAGCGCAGGAUGCUCAGGACUAGCCAUUUCCUCGCGCACAAGCUCUGACCUCGAUGCGCUUGCCUCCGAAAUCAGCAAGAUCGCAGAAAAAAGAGGCACGAAGAUCGAAGUCCUGAAAGUAGUCGCCGACGUGCAAAGCGACUCCGACGUCUCCAAUCUUGAGAAAGAAGUCAGGCAGAAAUGGGGCAGAGUCGACGUCAUGAUCGCCAAUGCGGGUGUCAUUUCUAAGUACGUAGAGGCGCCAUCGUCGUCGGGGAGUAACCUCCCGCGGGGCAUCGUUCAAGAUGCAGAUUGGGCGCGUGUGCUGGACAUCAACUUGAAUGGUGUGUGGCGCGUUAGUAAAGCGUUUGUCCCGCUGCUGAGCGAGUCGAAGGACGGACCGCAGGCGCUUAUUUCGAGCUGUAGCAUGGCGGCGCAUUCUACAAUAAGUGAGUUGACGCCGAUUGCGUAUAAUGUGAGUAAGGUGGCGGGGAUGCGGUUGAUGGAGUGUGUGGCGAAUGAUCAUGGGGAGGAGGGUGUGCAAGCGUUUGCGCUUCAUCCCGGUGCAGUUGUGACGCCGCAGACGAAGAACCAUGCUGGCGGUCAAUGGAGCGAUAUUCUGGCUGAUGAUGAGGGUCUCGCUGGUGCGUUCUGUGUCUGGUUGACUAAGGAGAAGAGGGAAUGGCUUAGUGGGAGAUACGUGAGCUGCAACUGGAAUGUCAAAGAGUUGGAGGCGAAGAAAGACGAGAUUGUGAAGGGCAAUCUGCUCAAGUAUAGGAUGGUUGUGUGA
Molecule: messenger RNA, 951 nt
Organism: Didymosphaeria variabile
Lineage: Eukaryota; Fungi; Ascomycota; Dothideomycetes; Pleosporales; Didymosphaeriaceae
Exons: 3
Coding region: 1-951 (316 amino acids)
Molecular function (GO): oxidoreductase activity, acting on the CH-OH group of donors, NAD or NADP as acceptor
Source: RefSeq, a predicted model, not a curated record